This is a messenger RNA of Aphanomyces invadans, 1169 nucleotides long. RefSeq lists its product as hypothetical. The record is from RefSeq and is a predicted model, not a curated record. The transcript is spliced from 3 exons. The coding region runs from base 119 to 1093 and encodes 324 amino acids. NCBI's taxonomy places the organism in Eukaryota, Oomycota, Saprolegniomycetes, Saprolegniales, Verrucalvaceae.
CCGAAAUCGUGUUGCAUAGACGGUGUUCAAGCAAAGGACAUGUGGUCGACUGCACUUGCGUUUUGUAUAGUGUCUAGUUGAAUAGUAAAAUCUUGGCCAAAGUUGAACUUGUCGCGGCAUGUCGUCGUCGUCAGUGGAUCUCAUAGCGCUCUUGUCUGCGUGUGUCGAUUUGGGGGCGUUUGCUGGCCAAGUUAUUCGAGACGUUGUUGCGUCCGGUGAGUCGCUCCAGACAGUAAACAAGGCUGACGACGGCGCAACUGCCUCGUUCGACCCUCAAACGAUUGCCGACACGCGUGCUCAGCAGCGAAUUGUCGAGUCAUUGCGGCGACACUUUGGCCCCAAGCUCAUAAUCGUGGGCGAAGAAGGCCACCUGGACCCCCCCGCAGGGGAAGACGUGACCACACCAUGCACAUCACUGCUGGCUGCCACGCAUCCGACAGCGGUUCCCGUCGACCUGGAGGAUCUUGUCGUUUGGAUCGACCCGUUGGACGGGACACGAAAAUUCACCGAAAAAGCGUACGACGACGUGUCGGUGCUUCUCGGACUGUCGUAUCGUGGCCGUCCCAUUGCAGGUGUGAUGCACCAGCCGUUUGUUGGCGGCGGUGGCGGCACGACCUAUUACGGCGGCCCUGCGGUGGACGGCAUCUUCAGGUGCCACGUGGUUUCUCCGUAUACAACGCACAUGUUCACCUGGCCCGCAUUUGAACGCGUCCCGACCGGACGUGCCACGCUUUCAACCCGAUCGACCCCGAUCGUGGGCCACUCGGAAUCCCCAUGUGGCCAUGCCAACGCGAUCCUGCCGUUGCUCAACAUGAGCACUAUGGCCAAAGGAUCGACUGGCAUUCUCCUGUUGGACGUAGCGCUCGGCCACAUCGACGUGUACUUUCGGUACAUCCAUCGAACGAAGCGGUGGGACUCGUGCGUCGGCGAAGCGUUUCUGAUCGUCCUGGGCGGCGUAUUGACCGACCGGAAUGGCCACCUCUACGACUAUAGUGCGUCCGGCGACCACGAAAACACGGCAGGGAUCGUGGCUUCUUUGGACAAGUCGCUCCACGCCACAGUCGUCGCCUGUGUGGCUACGUACGCUUCGUAGAGAAGGACGACCUGGUUCUGGUAAAACGACACGAAAAAUGGCAAGUUCAUUGUGUCCAUCCUCCAUGGAAUCACCA